Molecule: messenger RNA, 1039 nt
Organism: Aspergillus steynii IBT 23096
Lineage: Eukaryota; Fungi; Ascomycota; Eurotiomycetes; Eurotiales; Aspergillaceae
Product: ADP-ribosylation factor family protein
Exons: 5
Coding region: 173-721 (182 amino acids)
Biological process (GO): intracellular protein transport; vesicle-mediated transport
Cellular component (GO): cytoplasm; Golgi apparatus
Molecular function (GO): GTP binding; GTPase activity
Source: RefSeq, a predicted model, not a curated record
CCCCCCAGCGCCGUGUCGACGUCCGCCGGAGUCAUCUCGCUCUUGUCCGGACUCCAUUCCAGCCUCUCCUUCACCGCUCUCUGUUUGCCUGAGACCGCAACGUCGUCAUCGUCUCCUUCCGUCGCCCUCUGACCUUCGCUCCCUUCCCUCUUUCUUUGUUCCAAGCACAGUCAUGGGUGGCUCGUUAUCGCGUCUCUGGUCCUUCUUCUGGUCCAAAAAGGAAAUCCGGAUUCUGAUUCUGGGCCUCGAUAAUGCCGGGAAAACGACGCUUCUCUACAGACUGAAGAUCGGCGAAGUUGUCACUACGAUACCCACGAUUGGUUUUAACGUCGAGUCGGUGACCUAUAGAAAUUUGAAUUUUAACGUUUGGGAUCUCGGAGGCCAAACAUCCAUCCGUCCCUACUGGCGAUGCUACUAUGCCAACACCGCCGCCGUCGUGUUUGUGAUCGACUCUACAGAUAUUGAACGACUGGGUACGGCGGCAGACGAGCUUGCGGCCAUGCUGAACGAGGAGGAGCUCCGCGACGCGGCCUUGUUGGUCUUUGCCAACAAGCAAGACCAGCCGGGUGCCAAGGGAGCGGGAGAGAUCUCGGAGGCCUUGAAGCUGGGUGAGCUGCGAGAUCGGAACUGGAGUAUCGUGGCAUGCUCUGCGAUCGACGGCAAGGGCCUGAAUGAGGGAAUGGACUGGUUGGUGCAAACUCUUCAAUCGGAAAACGCAUAAGCGCUGGCGUCGUUGUGUGGUGCGAUAGAUUCUACUCGAUAUAUUCUUCACCUCUUUUAUGACGGACUCGGACAUUUGGGGGUCUCCCGGCUUGGGGGCGCCUUGUUUUCAUCGCAUUUCUUCUAUUUAUUUUUUCUAUUAACAUCUUUUCUCACGGCCCUGUUUUGGAAGACAGAGUUCAUGUCGUUUCUACUGUAUACCUUUUUUUUUUUCUUUUUUGACUGGACGUUUGGAAGACUUAGCAUAAUAUCCUAAUUGAUUGAUUGAUGGUGAACUCCGAUGCCUGUCAGAACUCAUCACCAGAAGAUAUACUUAUUA